CUGCAGCGAGCCGGUCCGGACCCAGCGGAGCCGCGCUCCUAUAUAAAGUUCUGUCGGCCCGCUCCGCAGCGCGGGUUCUGUCCGGGAAGAUGUCGGUGCAUCUCUACCAGAUGGGAGUGAAGGUUCUGGAGGAGACGGUGAACCAGAACCCGACCUCCGUGCUGCUGGCGGCCACCUUCGUGACCCUGACUGUGGCCUACGCCUCCAAGGUUCUGCUGAGGAACGGAGCGGAGCAGCCCGGGAAAUUCUGUGGUUCUCCUCAGAAUCGGGUUCUCCUCAGGUUCUCCUCAGGUUCUCCUCACUCCUCCGUCUCUGUGCUCCUGCAGAAGUUCCCUCCUCACAUCCCCUCCAGCAUCCCCUUCCUGGGUCACGCUGUGGCUUUUGGGAAAAGUCCCAUCGAGUUUCUGGAGAACGCCUACGACAAAUACGGCCCCGUGUUCAGCUUCACCAUGGUGGGGAAGACCUUCACCUACCUGCUGGGCAGCGACGCCGCCGCGCUCAUGUUCAACAGCAAGAACGAGGAGCUGAACGCCGAAGACGUCUACUCCAAGCUGACCACGCCCGUGUUUGGAAAAGGAGUGGCCUACGACGUCCCCAACCCGAUCUUCCUGGAACAGAAGAAAAUGUUCAAGACCGGGCUGAACGUGGCUCGCUUCCGGGAGCACGUGAGGCUGAUCGAGGCGGAGACGGUGGAGUACUUCAGGCGCUGGGGGGACGGCGGGGAGAGGAACCUGUUCGAGGCGCUGUCCGAGCUCAUCAUCCUCACCGCCAGCAGCUGCCUCCACGGGAAGGAGAUCCGCGGGAUGCUGGACGAGCGCGUGGCGCGCCUGUACGCCGACCUGGACGGAGGCUUCAGCCACGCCGCCUGGCUGCUGCCCAGCUGGCUGCCUCUGCCCAGCUUCAGGAGGAGAGACAGAGCUCACCGGGAGAUCAAGAGCAUCUUCUUCAAGGUGAUCCAGAAACGCCGGAGGUCUGGAGAGAGAGUCGACGACUUCCUGCAGACCCUCAUCGACGCCACAUACAAAGACGGCCGGCCCCUGGACGAUGAGGAGAUCGCUGGGAUGCUGAUCGGCCUCCUGCUGGCCGGGCAGCACACGUCCUCCACCACCAGCGCCUGGCUGGGCUUCUUCCUGGCCAAAGACGGAGCGCUGCAGGAGCGCUGCUACGCCGAGCAGAAGGCCGUCUGCGGGGAAGACCUGCCGCCGCUGGACCUGGACCAGCUGAAGGACCUCAGCCUUCUGGAGCGCUGCCUGAAGGAGACGCUGAGGCUCCGCCCCCCUAUCAUGACCAUGAUGAGAAUGGCUCGCACACCUCAGACGGCGGCGGGAUUCACCAUCCCCGUGGGACACCAGGUCUGCGUCUCGCCGACCGUCAACCACCGGCUGCGGGACGCCUGGGCCAAGAGGAUGGAGUUCGACCCCGACCGGUACCUCCAUGACAACCCCGCCGCCGGGGAGAAGUUUGCCUACGUGCCGUUCGGAGCUGGCCGCCAUCGCUGCAUCGGAGAGAACUUUGCCUACGUCCAGAUCAAAACCAUCUGGUCCACGUUGCUGCGGACGUACCGCUUCGAGCUGGUGGACGGGUACUUCCCCUCCAUCAACUACAGCACCAUGAUCCACACGCCGCACAACCCCGUCAUCAGAUACAGGCGCAGGACGCCGUGAGGACGGCCUGAGGGGGAGGAGCCUGGUCUGCCAGAAGCUCCUGCUGUGAACGGAGCUUCUGAUGACAAAGAGGAAUUCUGAACCUGCACUGAUGGUGGUUCUGGUUCAGAAGAUCCACGAAUGAAAAGAGACGUUUGAGAUGUUUGUGUCUGGAGAAAAUUAAAGGAAUUUUGAUAUUUAAGUGGA
Molecule: messenger RNA, 1850 nt
Organism: Oryzias latipes (Japanese medaka)
Lineage: Eukaryota; Metazoa; Chordata; Actinopteri; Beloniformes; Adrianichthyidae
Gene: cyp51a1
Product: cytochrome P450, family 51
Molecular function (GO): oxidoreductase activity, acting on paired donors, with incorporation or reduction of molecular oxygen; monooxygenase activity; heme binding
Source: RefSeq, a predicted model, not a curated record